Messenger RNA from Plasmodium gonderi, 1197 nucleotides. RefSeq names its product RNA helicase-1. The transcript is spliced from 3 exons. NCBI's taxonomy places the organism in Eukaryota, Apicomplexa, Aconoidasida, Haemosporida, Plasmodiidae. Bases 1 to 1197 code for a protein of 398 amino acids. Gene Ontology annotation, molecular function: ATP binding; RNA helicase activity; RNA binding. The record is from RefSeq and is a predicted model, not a curated record.
AUGAGCACGAAAGACGAAAAAUUUACCAAUGAAAACGACAUUGAAGGAAACACAGAAGAAAUUGUUGACACUUUUGAUGCACUUGGUUUGAAUGAAAAAUUGUUAAGAGGUAUUUAUUCUUAUGGUUUUGAAAAACCAUCAGCUAUUCAACAAAGAGGCAUUAAACCAAUAUUGAAUGGUUACGACACGAUUGGUCAAGCACAGUCUGGAACUGGAAAAACUGCAACUUUUGUUAUUUCCUCAUUGCAGUUAAUAAAUUAUGAUUAUGUUGCAUGCCAGGCUUUAAUUUUAGCUCCCACGCGUGAAUUGGCUCAACAAAUUCAAAAGGUUGUUCUUGCCCUAGGAGACUACCUCAAGGUUAAGUGUCAUGCAUGUGUAGGAGGAACCGUUGUAAGAGAAGAUAUCGACAAAUUGAAGCAAGGUGUACAUAUGGUUGUUGGUACCCCAGGUAGAGUGUACGAUAUGAUUGACAAGAGGCACUUGGGUGUUGAUAGGUUGAAGUUAUUCAUUUUAGAUGAAGCUGAUGAAAUGUUAUCAAGAGGAUUUAAGGCUCAAAUAUAUGAAGUAUUUAAAAAGUUAGUCCCAGAUAUUCAAGUUGCCUUAUUUUCUGCUACUAUGCCACAAGAAAUCUUAGAAUUAACAACUAGAUUUAUGAGAGAUCCCAAAACUAUAUUAGUUAAAAAAGAUGAAUUAACCUUAGAAGGUAUAAGACAAUUUUAUGUUGCUGUAGAAAAGGAAGAAUGGAAAUUAGAUACAUUAUGUGAUUUAUAUGAAACUUUAACUAUUACGCAAUCUAUUAUUUAUUGUAACACGAGAAAAAAGGUCGAUAUUCUAACCCAAGAAAUGCAUAAUCGACUCUUUACUGUUUCUUGUAUGCAUGGUGAUAUGGACCAAAAAGACAGAGAUUUAAUUAUGAGAGAAUUUAGAUCCGGUUCCACAAGAGUUUUGGUUACUACUGAUUUGUUAGCUAGAGGUAUUGACGUUCAGCAAGUUUCAUUAGUUAUUAAUUAUGACCUACCUUGCUCACCUGACACGUAUAUUCACAGAAUUGGUCGUUCAGGUCGAUUUGGUCGUAAGGGAGUUGCUAUUAAUUUUGUUACAAAUGAUGACAAGGAAAAGGAUAAAUUGAAGAAAAUCGAAUCCUACUACAGUACACAAAUAGAAGAAAUGCCUUUAGAAGUUGCGGACUAUUUGUAA